AUGGCCUUGGGCGCUGCAACCAAGGCCUAUCAUGCAGGCGCGCGUUCGCCGCUCUACUUCCGCCCCUUCGGCCCUUCGGGCCUCGAAUAUCAUGUCUUGACUCCCAAGGGCAUGGUCAAGCACUCGGAGAGGCAAUGGAGAGCUCCCGAUCAUCUCAAAGACUUCUUCUGCUUGGACUAG
This is a messenger RNA of Penicillium cinerascens, 180 nucleotides long. RefSeq lists its product as uncharacterized. The record is from RefSeq and is a predicted model, not a curated record. NCBI's taxonomy places the organism in Eukaryota, Fungi, Ascomycota, Eurotiomycetes, Eurotiales, Aspergillaceae. The transcript has a single exon. Bases 1 to 180 code for a protein of 59 amino acids.